GUACACCCAGAAUAUGCCUUCAGCUAUGGCGUCAAAGAUCUGCAUACCGGCGAUGUUAAAUCUCAGUGGGAAUCGCGUGAGGGCGAUGGUGUCAAGGGUCAUUACAGUGUACUGGAGCCAGACGGCUCCAUACGCACCGUCACCUAUACAGCAGAUGCCAAAUCAGGUUUCAAUGCCAUUGUAAAGACAGUGGGUGCCAAUUCACAUCCCGUCACCGACUCACCACAUGACAUAGAUGCAAAAAGUGAUGAUACCUCACAAUCGAAAAUCAAUCACUAUAGCAAAGAUCAAGAACACAUUGUCUUGAGUUCCGAUAUUAAACCUCUUAAAAAGCCCAUAGAGGAUCUAACACACUCACAUCCGAAAAUACCCAGUUUAAUUGAAUUUAAACCACAUGCCCGUAUUCGGCAGGUGCCCAUGGAAUUGGAACCGGGCAUGCGAGAACGUUUACAGGAGGCCCGUGAUAAUUAUUACAAAGAAUUGGCACAAAAUAGUUUCCAACCGUCGGGCGCCAUUUCACCGAGUUAUGAUUCGCAUCAAGAUAAUGAUUGGAAAGCUGUAGUGGGUCUUAGUCAAGGUUAUCAAAACGUGGAGGAUUAUCUACAUCCAGUGCCCUCGUCAUCUAACCACUACAACAAUGAGCCCUUACAGCCAAUAGCCAAGCCAUCGUAUAAACCACAAAGACAUACCGAAUUCAUUGCCUCAAAGCCGCAUUAUCCACAACAACAAAUACGCUAUCAAAUAACCGCUCCAGCAUAUCCUGAUCCUCAAAGUAAUGCCAUACCAUUCAACAGCAAGAAGACUGGGGUAAAGACUACCCUUGGCCUUAAGCACUAUGCUUCCCUGCCCCACAAAUAUCUUAAUCACAAGCCACGACAUGAUUACUCAGCCUAUUUCCAACGGGGAGGUGGCAAGAAACCUCGCAAAUUGGAACCUAAAAUUCCCUCAAAUUUGGAUCUACUGGAAAUCGACGAAGAAGAGGAUGACGAUGACGUUGAGAUUGAGCAAAACGCUGCCUCCGCCAGUCUGGUCCAGUCGAUGGUGAAACGUGAUAAGAAACACAUGGUACCCAUGUAUGCCGGUCACUAUGCACCCUGGAAUUCGGUACAACAAAAGAAACAAAAUGCCCGUCCCUAUCGACGUCUAUGA
Molecule: messenger RNA, 1149 nt
Organism: Musca vetustissima
Lineage: Eukaryota; Metazoa; Arthropoda; Insecta; Diptera; Muscidae
Exons: 2
Cellular component (GO): extracellular matrix
Source: RefSeq, a predicted model, not a curated record